UUCAUUAUUUCAUUUUCUCUCUCGAUCGAUCGGUUGAGAUAUUUCUGCAUAUAUAUUUUAGAUAUAUCACUGCAUUAUUAUACUACAUAUCAUUUUAUCUAUGGAGAUGGAGAGCUCUACUACUGCUAGUGCUAAACACAAUAAUAAUGAUCAGAAAAAUGGGAUAUUUAGGUUUUGUUUGUCAUGGCUAAAGUUGUUGCUACAAAAGUCUUUAAGCAAAGUUUCCAAGAUUUCCCAGGACACAAAAGAGCUGGGAAAAGAUGACCCAAGAAGAGUAAUUCAUUCGGUUAAAGUGGGAGUUGCGUUAAGCAUAGUCUCAAUAUUCUACUACUAUCAACCACUUUACGACAAUUUUGGUGUCUCCGCUAUGUGGGCUGUAAUGACUGUCGUUGUCGUUUUUGAAUACACUGUUGGUGCUACUCUGGGAAAAGGUUUGAAUAGGGGUUUGGCUACCUUAGCAGCUGGGGCUCUAGGUGUUGGAGCUCAUCAUUUGGCCAGCUUAUCAGGCCAAGUAGGGGAGCCAAUACUGCUGGGCAUUUUUGUCUUCUUACAAGCUACACUAUCAACGUUUAUAAGAUUUUUUCCGAAAAUAAAAGCGAGAUAUGACUACGGGUUGCUAAUAUUUAUAUUGACAUUUUCAUUGAUAUCGGUGUCUGGUUUUCGGGACGAUGAGAUUUUGGAAAUGGCUCACAAGAGACUUUCCACCAUUUUCAUUGGAAGCUCUGCUUGUGUGAUUAUAUGCAUUUUGGUUUGUCCCGUUUGGGCUGGUGAAGAUUUGCACAAUUUGAUCGCUCUCAACUUGGAAAAGCUUGGAAAUUUCUUAGAAGGAUUUGGGGAUGAAUACUUUAACACAACUACAUCAGUGAAGGAAGAAGAGUCGAAAGACGACAAGAAGACAUUUCUGCAGGGAUAUAAAAGUGUGCUCAACUCAAAAAGUAGUGAAGAAUCUUUGGCAAAUUUUGCAAGAUGGGAGCCAGGUCAUGGUCGAUUCAAGUUUCGUCAUCCGUGGCAGCAAUACCUUAAAGUCGCAACGUUGAUUCGCCAAUGUGCCUAUCGAAUUGAAGCCCUCCAUGGCCAUCUUAAUACCGAUCCCCAAGCAUCACCAGAAAUCAGAGAACAGAUCCAAGAAGCAUGCACGAAAAUAAGCUUGGAAAGCGGGAAAGCACUUAAGGAGGUAGCUAACUCAGUGAGAAAAAUGACGAAAACAUCCUCAGAUGAUAUUGGGCACAUAGCGAGCUCAAAAGCUGCAGCCAAGUCGCUGAGAUCUUUGUUCAAGUCUGGGAUGUUGGAGAAUAUUGACCUUUUAGAAGUGAUCCCUUCUGUGACAGUGGCUUCUCUCCUAAUUGAUGUUGUCAAUUGCACUGAGAAAAUUGCUGAGUCAGUUCACGAACUUGGCUCACUUGCACACUUCAGAACCAGCACUAGUACUAUUAAAUCUGAUUCUGCCUUAGAUCCUAAUAAUGUUUCACCAGAAAAAUCAAAGUCAAAGAUAGACUACUCAUGCCCUACUCAACCUCAAUCUCACCAUGUGGUCAUUACAAUCAAUACACAGUCUGCUCCUGCUCCUGCUCCAACUUUAGUACCUGAUGAAAGUGGGAACGCUCGGGCAUCAAUACAGAUGGGUGUGUAAAUAUAUAUAAUAUAUAUUUAUAUUGUAUGUUACUGACAUUAUUACUAUUAUUAUUUAUAACUUAAUAUAUAAAUAACAAUCACAUCUUUAUACCCACUUAAGUAUUAUAAAGAUUGGGUAUAUAAUAGAAUCAGUGUGUGCUUUUAUAAUGA
Molecule: messenger RNA, 1782 nt
Organism: Humulus lupulus (European hop)
Lineage: Eukaryota; Viridiplantae; Streptophyta; Magnoliopsida; Rosales; Cannabaceae
Product: aluminum-activated malate transporter 2
Exons: 6
Coding region: 101-1630 (509 amino acids)
Biological process (GO): malate transport
Cellular component (GO): plant-type vacuole membrane
Source: RefSeq, a predicted model, not a curated record